AUGCUGUGUCAGCACGUUUGCCGGUUUGGCCGGAAGCUGGUGCGCAGGCGGCCCCUGGGGCCGAGGGAGGGGGCUGAGAGUCGCUUGGCCCAGUGCCUGAGCCCCCUCGAUCUGGUGGCCUUGGGCGUGGGCAGCACCCUGGGAGCGGGCGUGUACAUCCUAGCGGGCGAAGUGGCCAAGGACAAAGCGGGGCCGGCCAUCACCGUCUGCUUCCUGGUGGCCGCCCUGUCUUCUGUGCUGUCCGGGCUCUGCUAUGCGGAGUUUGGGGCCCGCGUGCCGGGCUCUGGCUCCGGGGGGAGCGAGGGACUGAAGGUCGGGAAAAGAGGCUUCAGUGCCCCCAGCGUGGCCAGGGCCUGGAGCGCCGCCUUCGACGACUUGACUGGGAACCAGGUCUCUCGGCUCCUGAAGGGAGGUUUCUCUCUGCGCGUCCCCCACGUGCUGGCCACACACCUGGACUUCUUCGCGCUGGGCCUGGUGUUGCUGCUCACUGGACUCCUGGUCCUGGGAGCUAGUGAGUCGGCCCUGGUUACCAAGGUGUUCACGGGCGUGAACCUUUUGGUUCUUAGCUUCGUCAUCCUCUCUGGCUUCAUGAAGGGAGAUCUGCACCACUGGCAGCUCACUGAACAGGACUACAAACUGGCCAUCUCUGCAUCUAAUGACACUUCUAGCUUGGGCCCUCUGGGCUCUGGAGGGUUUAUGCCUUUUGGCUUUGAGGGGAUUCUCCAUGGAGCCGCGAUGUGUUUCUACGCAUUCAUUGGUUUUGAUUGCAUUACCGCUACAGGGGAAGAAGCCUGUAAUCCUCAGCGUUCCAUCCCCUUAAGCAUCAUAAUCUCACUCUUCAUCUGCUUUUUGGCGUAUUUUGGUGUCUCGGCUGCACUUACCCUCAUGAUGCCCUACUACCAGAUUCAUCCCAGCAGCCCCUUGCCACAGGCGUUUCUCCAUGUGGGAUGGGUCCCUGCCAGAUACACCGUGGCUACUGGAACCCUCUGUGCUCUUUCAUCCAGCCUCCUGGGUACCAUGUUCCCCAUGCCUUGAGUGAUCUACGCAAUGGCAGAUGAUGGGCUCCUUUUCCGGCGACUCGCCUGGAUUCAUCCCCGCACACACACCCCCAUCGUGGCCACCAUAGUGUCUGGAACUUUUGCAGCAUUCAUGGCAUUCCUCUUCGAGCUCAAUGAUCUUGUGGACCUCAUGUCAAUUGGGACCCUGCUUGCUUACUCCCUGGUGGUCUUUUCCGUUCUUGUUCUCAGGUACCAGCCAGAUGAGAAUUUAAGCAAGAACGAGAGAACAGAGGUGGAAAUAACUCUCCUGCUGACGAUCCUGUGCCUGAUACUGGCCCAGUGGCCCAGCCAUCUGCUGUCCGGAGACCCGGUGUAUACCACAGGGGCCGUGUUGCUCCUGAUGCUCAUUAUUGGGCUCACUUUCAUCAUCUGGAGACAGCCCCAGAACCCCACUCCCCUUCACUUCAAGGACCUCCAGGAUCUGGCGGAGGUCCCAUGA
This is a messenger RNA of Neomonachus schauinslandi (Hawaiian monk seal), 1497 nucleotides long. RefSeq names its product cationic amino acid transporter 3-like. Lineage: Eukaryota; Metazoa; Chordata; Mammalia; Carnivora; Phocidae. Gene Ontology annotation, cellular component: plasma membrane. The record is from RefSeq and is a predicted model, not a curated record. Gene Ontology annotation, biological process: amino acid transport; transmembrane transport. Gene Ontology annotation, molecular function: amino acid transmembrane transporter activity. The transcript is spliced from 10 exons.